Brenthis ino (lesser marbled fritillary) is the source of this 654-nucleotide messenger RNA. Lineage: Eukaryota; Metazoa; Arthropoda; Insecta; Lepidoptera; Nymphalidae. The record is from the annotation of a GenBank genome assembly.
AUGGCUAAAAUAAUAGUCUAUAAUAAAACUCCAAAUAUUUAUUCACAUCUUUUACUUUUUUUAGCGAUUAUCUACUCCGGUCGUUGCAACCCGCUCGGCCAGACGGCAUAUUGCGAAAAUCAAGGUGUAGCUCCUGCUUAUUUAGCUCCAAGCACGACCGCCGUCUGCGAAAAUGCCCCCAAUUUCCCUUAUUAUGGUCUUAAUAGCCUACCCUUACAUUUACCAUAUGGACCUCUCCUACCAAAUCUAGGAUCUGCCACCGUCUGUGAAAGUCAACCUAAUUUGGGGCAGCUCCUACUUGACCCAUUGUUGGGGUCGUACGGAUCUUGCCUCUCAAGACCUUUACCAGGUUUAGGACAAACAACUGUAUGCGAAAGCUCACCUAAUUUGGGGCUUCCCCUACUUGAUCCAUUGCUGGGGUCUUACGGGUGCUACCGCUCAAGACCUUUACCAGGUUUCGCACAAACAAAUGUAUGCGAAAGCACACCAAAUUUGGGGCUUCCCCUACUCGACCCACUAUUUAGUUCAUAUCCAUAUCUAUCAAGACCUUGCUCAGGAUUGGGCUCGACAACAGUUUGUGACACGGCCAAUUUAGGUCUUGGGGCAUAUGGACUCCCUCGUGGUCCACUGCCUAUUACAGUUCCAGGGUUCUAC